Molecule: messenger RNA, 866 nt
Organism: Raphanus sativus (radish)
Lineage: Eukaryota; Viridiplantae; Streptophyta; Magnoliopsida; Brassicales; Brassicaceae
Product: pathogenesis-related leaf protein 6
Exons: 2
Coding region: 128-616 (162 amino acids)
Source: RefSeq, a predicted model, not a curated record
UAAUCUCUCAUGCAAAUAACGCCUAUAUAAGUGAGACCCAAGCAUACACUCCUCAUACCUACUCAUAUAACACAAACAAUAUAUCUUCCUCUUACACACAAACAUCAACGAAUCAAAUUUUUUGAUAAUGAAUACUUUCACAGCCACAUCAGUUCUAAUCGUUGCGAUUAGCGUUUUGCUUACUACAUCCAGCGUUCAGAGCACUGAACAGCAAGACUUCAUAAACACUCACAACGCCGCACGUUCGCAGGUCGGAGUACCUAACCUUGUAUGGGACGCAACGGUCGCGAGCUACGCACUGAACUACGCAAACGCUAGAAAAUCCGACUGCAACCUCGUGCACUCGAACGGACCGUAUGGAGAAAACCUAGCCAAGGGAAGUAGCAGCACGUUCUCGGCCAUAUCGGCUGUGAAUCUUUGGGUCGCCGAGAAACCUUACUACAACUAUACUACCAAUUCUUGCACAGGUGGACAACAAUGCUUGCAUUACACGCAGGUGGUGUGGAGCGAGUCAGUGAAGUUAGGAUGUGCUAGGGUUCAGUGCACCAAUGGUUGGUGGUUCGUGACAUGUAACUAUGAUACACCCGGGAAUUACAUCGGAGAGUACCCUUACUAAUCUUGACAAUAAUAUGAAUUAACAUAAUAUAUAAAGAUAUUUAUGAAUAAAGUUAAUUUGAAUUACUACUUUUAAGAAAACAAAUAUCUUUCAAUUUCAGGAUGUAAUAACUUAUAAGUUUCACAUAAAGAGGUUGUAAGGUUUACCAUCCUUUCGCAAUUAAUCAAAAGUUGUUGUUGUUGUUUUUUGUUGUUGCAAUUUCCAUUAUGUAUCGAGAAUGUUUGUUAUACUCUCAAAUGUUAUUGAUAUC